This is a messenger RNA of Didymodactylos carnosus, 372 nucleotides long. The record is from the annotation of a GenBank genome assembly. Lineage: Eukaryota; Metazoa; Rotifera; Eurotatoria; Philodinida; Philodinidae.
AUGCGUGUCGGCGAGAGGUUAAGGGGCGCUGCUAGUUUGCCGAGUACUAAAUGUUACACUUCAUCAAAGGAACUUUACUGUAAUGGUACAGGUGUAGUGUUUAUAAUUCCUGAUGGAUGUAUGGAUGAUGGUGGCAUUGAUUCUGUUGGUGAUUCACUUGAAGUUUAUUGUGUUGACCAUAUAGCACGAUUUUGUCUGUCUGGUGAAGCUUGUCCAUGGCGUUCCCCUGUGCUCCCAUAUACUCCUCUAAGUGAGAGACAAACAUGUUCACCAGCUGGAUUAACAUCAGAUUACAUGGCUAAUGCUUCUUGUAGUCUAUGGAAUAAUCAUACAAACUAUAAUUGUUGUACCAAUGGACAAAUUUAUUUUUAG